Messenger RNA from Pollicipes pollicipes, 694 nucleotides. RefSeq lists its product as uncharacterized. The transcript has 9 exons. The coding region runs from base 137 to 694 and encodes 185 amino acids. The record is from RefSeq and is a predicted model, not a curated record. Lineage: Eukaryota; Metazoa; Arthropoda; Thecostraca; Pollicipedomorpha; Pollicipedidae.
ACAAUUAAAGCCGAUGAUUCACAAAGCUGCUGUGCGUGGUCGUGUAGGUGUAGCUUUCGCCGGGGUCUGUUGCAACCUGUCCGAGUUUACAGAGCCCUGACCGAGCGCCUAGGUCCGCGGCCGCCGACCCGCAGCCAUGGCCGAGCGCUUCAAGGUGUCCGCGGCCAGCACCAACGCCUCCUAUGGCACACUGGAGGACGGUAAGGUGGCGGCACCCGGCGCGGACGACGUCAUCACCAUCACGGGCCCUUCUCCCGAGCCGUUCGACUCCGCCCACUCCGUCCUCGGCAAGGCUGAAGAUCAAAAGAAGACCAACGGGAGUGUCGAUCUGCCGGAUAACCAGCCGUUCGCCGUCGACGAGAAUGAGGGCCUGUCCGGAUACGACAAGAACCUUUAUCUCUACAGCGAGGAGCUGGAAGAGCGGCCACGCGUGGUGUCACUGGUCUCACUCGCUGGGAGUGUCGAUCUGCCGGAUAACCAGCCGUUCGCCGUCGACGAGAAUGAGGGCCUGUCCGGAUACGACAAGAACCUUUAUCUCUACAGCGAGGAGCUGGAAGAGCGGCCACGCGUGGUGUCACUGGUCCACUCGCUGGCCAACUACAACGCCAUCAUCCCGUCGGCCAACGACCAUGACCAGAAGCCGGUGCGGCGACAGACCAAGCUCGUGGGCGACAACUGUUCUGGCCUGCUCUAA